AUGGCUGCACAGACUGCCCACGCUGAACCUCGCAUCGCCGACGACUGGCUCGAGGUCGACAGUGCGGCGUCGGUUGUGUCGCUCGACUCGCUCCCGACGACCGACGAUGAGGCUGACGACGAUGCUUCCCCGCCGAAAUCUCCAGUUCAGCCGUCUUCUCCACCUCGCCGUCCUCAAGACACUGUCUCCCGCUUCGAAACCCUCCCUCUUCGUCCAGCGCCAGCUCCAGCGCCCAUCGCAAUCCCCGUCCAACAGGCCUCAUUAGCGCCGCAUCAUCACGUCAGACGCCCCGACGCACUAGAGCCAGACCUGUACAGCGCCGAUGAUGCAGAGUCUCCCGACGUCGAGCCUCCCCGCCUUGAGCCUCCCCGCCUUGAGCCUCCCCCCCUCGACAAGGAGGAUGCUUGCAAGAAUGCCAACGAUCCCGGCUUCUACAAGUCGCUGUGCGCAGCCAUCGAGUCCAUCGACGUCGCUCCGUCUCCCAGCUUUGACAAGGAGAAUGCCGCCAAGAACGCCAACGACCCUAGCUUCUACUACAAGUCGCUGUGCGCCGUCAUCGAGUCCCUCGACGCCACCACCGCAAAAGCCAUCGCUCUCGGCGCAUCGCGCAUUUCGACUCUGUCGUUUCUCAAGUCUGCCUGCGAUGACCUUGCGACGCAUGCCAAGGACCUCAAGCCCAUCCUCGAAACGUAUGCCAAGCGCUGGGAGGCCAAGGGCUCUGGCAUGGCCGCUGGCGAGAUGCCGCUCAACGCUAGCUUGCUCGAGUGGAUAAACACCCUUCACAUGCAAUUGCUCAAUGCCCAGACCGAGAUGAAUCGAAUACAAAUCCAACACAAGCCUGGCCAGCCCGAUCGCUUGACCGCCAAGGCCAUCCCGCUGCAGGUCAAUGUCGCCUUGGCAGGUUGCGCAGAGGCUUUGGAGGAUUCACUCAUCACCAUGGAGGACUUUAUGCCCAUUUUUAAAGCCGACUUUGACGAGUCUCAGACACGAUGGAUGAGCAUGCCACUCAAAGACGUCGAUCGUGAGACACGCCCCCGACGAGACCUCCCACACCCAGACGUUACCCGAAUUCGACGUGAGCUUUACCAACUCAAGGACCAGGUCCGGAGGAGCUCUGUUUUCUUGAGCACGCUUUACAACACUGCCACUCAACCGCCGAUCCUCGAAGCUCCUGCUGUCAUCAAACGCUUGGACGGCCUUAUCGAGGGCAUCUCAACCAUUCUCACAAACAACGCCUCGGAGUGGAUUGAAUCCGAAUUGACCGAGGAAUCCCAAAAGGUCAUUCCGUAUCAUGAGUUUGUCGCUCUUGAUCCGGACGUCAUUCAUGAUGUGUCUGGGCAUCUCGAGGAGCUCCAGGAUCAAUUGGGUGUGGAUGGAGAGGAAUCCGGCAACUACACCGAGGGAAUGAUUCGCAAACAUCAAGCCGUCCUUCUCACACAGUGUGGGCAGUUGGACGAGUUGGUUUCCAUUGUUGAGUUGUUGGAAUCUUUGAUCUUGGCUAGAGUGUGA
This is a messenger RNA of Ilyonectria robusta, 1509 nucleotides long. RefSeq lists its product as uncharacterized. The record is from RefSeq and is a predicted model, not a curated record. Bases 1 to 1509 code for a protein of 502 amino acids. The transcript is spliced from 2 exons. Lineage: Eukaryota; Fungi; Ascomycota; Sordariomycetes; Hypocreales; Nectriaceae.